AUGCCUCCGCGCUGUCGCCCCACCUCCGGCUACCACGGCAUUCGGGCGUGGCCGAGCGGCCGAUUCGACGUGGAAAUCCGCUCCGGCGAUGAGCGGAUCCGCCUCGGCACGUUCGAUACGGCGCACGAGGCGGCGCAGGCGUACGACGCUGUCGCCUGGCGACUCGGCCGCUCCCGCCGGACCAUGAACUUUCAUGAUGUCUGGACGCGGGAGCAGGCGGAGAUGCUCGCGCCGCUGCCGCCGGUCAUCACGCGCGAGCAGCAGCGCCGACAACGGGAGCUAGAGCAGCGCCUCCUCAUCGCCGAGGGCGAGGAGGCCCUCCGCCUCGAGUGGGCGCGUCGAUUCUCCGAAGACGUCGCCGCCAUGGAAGCCUUCUACGCUGUAAGGGUAUUAGCCAAAGAGGCAUAA
Molecule: messenger RNA, 408 nt
Organism: Lolium perenne
Lineage: Eukaryota; Viridiplantae; Streptophyta; Magnoliopsida; Poales; Poaceae
Product: ethylene-responsive transcription factor ERF110-like
Biological process (GO): regulation of DNA-templated transcription
Molecular function (GO): DNA-binding transcription factor activity; DNA binding
Source: RefSeq, a predicted model, not a curated record